Colletotrichum higginsianum IMI 349063 is the source of this 2058-nucleotide messenger RNA. Its product is annotated as Increased rDNA silencing protein 4. The record is from RefSeq and is a predicted model, not a curated record. The transcript has 2 exons. Bases 1 to 2058 code for a protein of 685 amino acids. Lineage: Eukaryota; Fungi; Ascomycota; Sordariomycetes; Glomerellales; Glomerellaceae.
AUGACGAUACACACCCACCAUCACCACCACGCCCACCACGCCUCCGCCGCCGGGCCCGGCGGUGCCUCUGAUGCAGCUGCUGCCCUCAAGGGCGCGAACCUCGCCUUCAACAAGACGAAGACGCAGCCGAAGCCCAUCCCGCCCCCGAAACCCACCACAGGCCGUCGUCGCGGGGCAAGCCUCGUUGCCGUAUCUACCGCCUCCAACUACGACCGAAGCACGAGCACGAGCCCAGUGCAACGCCAACAUACAGGCACAACGAGCCUCUCGACGACCCCGGGUGACAGGGACCGCUUCGGCCGCGAUGGCACGACCGACAUGCGCGACCGCCUGUCCAACUUCCUCUCGUCGAGUCCUGCUGCUGCCGCUGCCCAUCUGUCGCCGCACACGAGGCUCGAUCCCAAGAGCCCCAGCUACAUCGCCGCGACCCUUGCCGCAUCCCGCAGCGUGUCGCCCACGCCGCAGCCACACGCGAGCCCCGCGUCCCUGACGCCCGCCCAGCUGAACCAGCUCCAUCAGAUGCAACACGCGAGGUCCGCCGGCGCCAGGAGGGGCAGGCCCGGGAGCGCCGGGUCGUCGAGCGUCGUCAGUAGCCUCGAAUUGCCCGACACGACCUCAAUCCCGGCGACGGGGCAUCUGAUACACAUGUUCGAGAAGGGGGGAGGGGCCGACGGCCUUGAUCCCGUCAAGAGGAGUGGCGGUGGGGUCGUGAGGCCCCAGUUGCGCCCUCCGACACCCGAGAGGGAACUUAGUCCGUCGAGGGCCAAGGCGGCAAGGAUGGGCAUUGUGGAAGAGGAGGCUUCCGCCGUGCAGAAGCCAGUGGUUACGAAGCCGAAGCCGAAGCCCAAGGUGAAGACGCGGCCCGUGACGCCUGCGCUGGUUUCUGAGGGGAAUCCUGUGGAGGACAAGGCUACGCCGAUGGCAAGGAAACCCGUGCCGGCGGCAUCCAACCCGCUGCUGUCGCCGGCUCGAGUUAUCCACAGGCGAACCGAGUCUGAGCAAAUGGCGCCAUCCAGGAAACCCCACCCUUCCAUCACCAUGUCACCAGAGGUUCAGUCAAAGUCGCAGCUUACUCGGGUUCCCAUAACCCAGACCACCAGACCAGCGUCGAAGGUGCCUCCGGCAACACCUGAGCCGAGGAGAGCACGGCCCAAAGCCCAACAGACUGCCGCUCCCAACUCGCCGCCCGUGGUUAAACGGGCAGAAACAGUGGUGGUUUCCCCUAAGCCGACGAGACCGGCGUCCAAAGCCAAGCUGCGGCCGCCGACACCACCACAACCCCGUGGCUCAGUCGGUAAGGCAAAAGGUUCGGAAGCGCCGCCGUUGACCCAGCCUCGGAGCAUGGCGUCAGUCUAUGGCCAUGGUCCCCCCAAGGAGCCCUUCCGUCGCCCCAGCUCCGAGGCCCGACCGUCUACCGCUGACACGAGCUCAUCUAAUGACACGUUCGUGUCGGCCGAGUCGGAUCUUACUGCCAUGCCUGACGACGGCCCAGCCCGGCCAGCUCCUCGUCCGACGCGCUCGGCUCAAAGCACGCCCGGUCGCUCCUCGGCCAACAGCUCGCCAAACCGCGCGACGCCCCGGCGGACUCCUGUGUCGUCGUCGUCGGGCACCAACAUGCCCUUAAACUCUCUGUCCAACGCCAUCAUGGCCGGAUCUCUUGCUGCAUCCCGCCUGACGCCCUCGAACACGGGCAACUCGACGCUCUCGCCGGCCCCGAUGCUGCCCGGGCGCACAAAGUCCCCGCGCAUGCGGCAGACGCUCCGCCAGCCGCCGUCCAAGUCGGACGAUGAGGAUGAGAUGCGCAAGAAGAAGCACCAACGCGCCAGCAACAAGCACUCGCACCGCGAGGGCGCGCGGCGGCGGUGGCGCGACGAGAUCACGCUGCGCGAGCGACGGCGCUAUGAGGCCGUGGGCAUGUUGUCCAAGGCCGAGUUCGUGGUUGGUAUGUGGCUCAUUGAUCAGAGGCUCCGGGGGCGGAAAAUCCCGAUGAAGGUGAGCGAGAGUGUGUGGAACAGCGCCCAGGGCGUCAACGUGCCGCCGCCCAAGGUGAAGAAGUAA